AUGGUAGUAAAGCACUCGAACAUAGCAGACCAAGUCCCCGACCACAUUCACUUGUCCGUGUCGACACAACAAGCGCUCACCGAUACGGCCGACGCCAUUAUUGCCGAGACGCUGGACACGUACGAAGGGUUUGUGGCAAACGGUCGUCAAUUGCCCAGCGAUGAGUGGAAACACGUCAAGUCGAGGGAAAAAAUUCGAGUCUAUCGUGCACGGAAGCGACGGAGCAGCAACAAGGUCUCAAAGCAGAAGAAGAAGACCCACAGUCUCUCUCAAGAUGAGAAGGACCCGAGUCGCCCUCGGUUCAUGUCAGCAGGGGCAAUGGAGCAGCACCAGCAUCAAGCAGCAGUUCAAGGUCGACCCUGUGCCUACGAUAUCCCGAUUCCAGAAGUGGAUGUUAGCAGUACUGCAACCCAUAGCUCUUCCAGUAACGAGGUGGACUCGUCCUCGUUAUUUGACCACAGUGUCCUAGCCAACGUCAAACCUUGUCAUAUCCCGCUCAUGGUCGCUACAGGAGAGAUCAAUGGCUCCCUCGAGGACGUGGCCUAUGGCGGUCUUGCUAAUUCGAAACACGCUUGGCUCGUGCGGAAUUCGUACGUCCAUAACGACAUUUUCGACGACCGGAAGAUCCUCGCAACGUUCCAGCUCCCUAAUGAAGAAGACCCGUUUCGAUCCGUGACGCUGAAAUGGGGUACAGUGGACUACGGGGCGUUUACGACGCGACGGGACUUUCUCUACCUCGAGUCCCAAGGCAUGGCGUUUGACUCGGACGGCGAGCGUGUGUUUUAUUAUCUGAUCCACUCGAUUGAGUUGCCGGAAUGUCCACCACUGGAUUCGAGUCACAACGUCAUCCGAGUGCAACUCUCAGUGUGCUACAUUGCUCGACAGCUGGAAGAGCUGGAUGUCGUCGAGAUGUUUGGUCGUGGGUUCGUGGACCUUCGGGGAGAUAUGAUGGCGAGUUACAGUGCCAUGAUUCUGGCAAACAAUAUCACGUCAAGUGCCGGAGUGGUCGAGUGCUCGAACAUGAGAAAACUGAGCUACCUCAUGACGUUGCGACGACGGAGUGAUACGUCGGGCGUCGUGUCACACGUGAGUGAUUGCGGCGUGUGCCAUAAACCAUUGAGCAAACUCGGGAGUCUCUUGCAGUCUCCUAUUAGUUGCCCUAUUUGCCGUCAGAUCAUGUGCAGCAAGUGCAGUGUGCAGAAAAAGCUCACGAUUGAAGCGUCUUCGGAAGUUACGCAGAAAAAAAGUUUCACGUUCUGUCUCUUGUGUGUCAUUGAAGCCAAGGAAUUGUCAGCGUGGGAAGUGGCUGUAGCUUGUCUUCGAAGCAAAGGGAUGUGA
Messenger RNA from Peronospora matthiolae, 1338 nucleotides. Lineage: Eukaryota; Oomycota; Peronosporomycetes; Peronosporales; Peronosporaceae. The record is from the annotation of a GenBank genome assembly.